AUGCAGAAUUUUCAAAAUUCUCGUCCAAUCAGAUUCGGUCUUACAACAGAUUUGUCACGACAGCGCAUUAGCUGUACGAUCGAAGUCGCCGAAAACAAAUCGACAAGGAAGACAACGAAAUCAAAGUCGUGGUGCUCUUUACAUCUUGGAUCUACCGCGGACGGGUUAAUCUACCCGCUGAGAAUUUAUACGAUGGCAGCUGACGGUAAAUGGGAGCCAAUCUUUGACAAUGUUAAAGAAAAAGGAAAGGACAAGUCAGAUGAUGCAGACGAAAAAACCAACAAGAGGUUGUCUGUGGAGAGGAUUUACCAGAAGAAAAGUCAACUGGAGCAUAUCUUAUUGCGUCCAGAUACCUAUAUUGGAUCAGUUGAAGUUCACACAACUAAUAUGUAUGUCCUGGAUGAUGAACUUACAAAAAUGGUCCAAAGGGAAAUUUCCUAUGUCCCUGGCUUAUACAAAAUAUUUGAUGAAAUUCUCGUCAAUGCAGCUGACAACAAACAAAGAGAUUCAAAGAUGAACACCAUCAAAAUUGACAUUGACAGUGAAAAUAAUAAGAUCAAAAUCUGGAAUAAUGGGAAAGGAAUUCCUGUUGUGGAACAUAAAACUGAGAAGAUGUAUGUCCCAACAAUGAUAUUUGGUCAUCUGCUCACAUCUAGCAACUAUGAUGACUCAGAAAAGAAGGUUACAGGUGGCCGUAAUGGAUAUGGUGCUAAAUUAUGUAACAUCUUCAGUACAAAAUUUAUUGUUGAAACUUCCUGUCAAGAAUACAAAAGAGCAUUUAAACAAACAUGGACUAAUAACAUGAUGAAGGCAUCAGAUCCAGUCUUGACCGAAUCUAGAGCAGAAGAUUUUACUUGUAUUACUUUUUCACCUGAUUUGCCUAAAUUUGGCAUGACCACCUUGGAUAAGGAUAUCACAGCUUUGUUCACCCGGCGAGCUUUUGAUGUUGCUGCUUCAACCAGGGGUGUAAAAGUGAUUCUAAAUGGCAAGAGAGUUCCUGUGAAAAACUUUAAGGAUUAUGUGGAUUUUUUCAUAAAAGAAAAAGUUGAUGAUGCUGGUCAACCUCUAAAAAUUGUCUAUGAACAAGUGUCUGAAAGAUGGGAAAUUUCUGUCACUAUUAGUGACCAAGGCUUUCAACAGGCUAGCUUUGUGAAUAGCAUUUCAACGAGCAAAGGUGGACGCCAUGUUGACCAUGUUGCUGAUCCUUUGGUAAACAAAAUAAUUGAAAUUGUGAAAAAGAAGAACAAAGGUGGUCUUAAUAUAAAACCUUUCCAGAUCAAAAGUCACAUGUGGCUGUUUGUAAAUUGCCUCAUUGAAAAUCCAACAUUUGAUUCCCAAACCAAAGAAAAUAUGACACUGCAACCUAAAAGCUUUGGAUCCAAAUGUCAGCCAUCAGAAAAAUUCAUUACUGCCGUUGCCAAGUGUGGCAUUGUUGAAAGUGUCAUGAGCUGGAUGAAGUUUAAAGAACAAGCUCAGCUGCAAAAGAAAUGUCACAGUUCUAAGCACUCCAAAUUGAAAGGCAUUCCUAAACUGGAUGAUGCCAAUUUAGCAGGGACAAAGAAUUCCAACAGUUGUACACUGAUCUUGACUGAAGGAGAUUCAGCCAAAUCUUUGGCCGUGGCUGGUCUCGGAAUUGUUGGUCGAGAUUGUUAUGGAGUUUUCCCUCUGAAGGGUAAAGUACUCAACGUUAGAGAAGCUACUCACAAGCAGAUCAUGGAAAAUGCAGAAAUCAAUAACUUGGUGAAAAUCAUGGGGCUCCAGUUCAAAGAAAAAUAUGAAGAUAUUGAAAAAAUUCGCAGCCUUCGUUACGGAAAGAUCAUGAUAAUGACUGAUCAGGAUAAUGAUGGCUCACAUAUCAAAGGAUUGCUUAUCAAUUUUUUCCAUCACUUUUGGCCAAGUCUACUCAAACACAAUUUGGUGGAAGAAUUCAUCACCCCAAUUGUGAAGGUCACAAAGAACAAACAAGAGCGAUCCUUUUACAGCAUUCCAGAAUUUGAGGAAUGGCAACGUGAGACUGACCAAUGGCAUACAUGGAGAAUCAAAUACUACAAAGGUUUGGGAACCAGCACAGCUAAAGAGGCAAAAGAAUAUUUUGCCGAUAUGCAACGUCACAGAAUCCCUUUUAAGUAUGAAGGCCCUGAAGAUGACGCUUCCAUCAAUUUGGCUUUUAGCAAAAAGAAAAUUGAAGAACGAAAGGAAUGGCUGACUAACUGGAUGGAAGAAAAGAAAAGGAGAACAGAAAUGGGCCUUCCAGAGCUUUAUUUAUAUGGAAAGGGUACUACUCAAGUGACAUUCAACGAAUUCAUCAACCGUGAGUUGAUCUUGUUCAGUUUUAUGGACAACAAUCGAUCCAUUCCAUCUUUGGUGGACGGUCUAAAACCUGGACAGCGUAAAGUCAUCUAUACUUGUUUUAAGAGAAAUGACAAGAAAGAAAUCAAAGUUGCUCAGCUGGCUGGUUCAGUUGCUGAACUUUCAGCAUACCAUCAUGGUGAAGCUUCCUUAAUGAGCACGAUAAUAAAUUUAGCACAGAAUUUUGUUGGUUCCAAUAAUAUCAACCUGUUGCAACCUAUUGGUCAGUUUGGAACCCGUAUCCACGGAGGCAAAGAUGCUGCAAGCCCUCGAUACAUUUUCACAAAUCUAAGUCCUUUGGCAAAAUUAAUUUUCCAUCCAAGUGAUCUUCCACUCUUGAAGAACCUUUAUGAUGAUAACCAAAAAAUUGAACCUGAAUACUAUGUGCCCAUUAUUCCAAUGAUUUUGGUCAAUGGCUCAGAAGGUAUUGGAACUGGAUGGAGUACCAAAAUUCCAAAUUUUGAUCCACGAGAAAUUGUGGCAAAUAUCAAAAGAUUAUUAGAUGGCAACGAACCGCUUAACAUGGUUCCCUGGUUCAAGAAUUACAAAGGUACUAUUGAAGAGCUGAGUGACCACAAAUAUUGCGUGAGUGGUGAAAUUUCUGUGUUAGAUGACAACACAGUGGAAAUUUCUGAACUACCCAUUCGUACUUGGACACAGAACUACAAAGAGGAGGUACUUGAACCAAUGGUGCAUGGAUCUGAAAAGGUCUCUGCUAUGAUCACUGAUUACAAAGAAUAUCACACAGACACAACUGUAAGAUUUAUCAUUAAAAUGUCAGCAGAAAAACUUGCAAAUGCUGAAUUGGCAGGUCUUCACAAAUUCUUCAAAUUGCAGACUACAUUCUCCACAAAUUCUAUGGUGUUAUUUGAUCAUAAUGGCUGUAUCAGGAAGUAUGAAAAGGUGGACCAGAUACUACGUGAAUUUUUUGAUCUUCGAAUUGAUUUCUACAAACGUCGGAAGGACUACUUAGAAGGCCUUCUCAGUGCAGAGUCUUUGAAACUGGAUAACAUUGCACGAUUCAUUAUGGAAAAAAUUGAUGGUCUUGUGAAAAUUGAAAAUGUUUCCAAAAAGGACCUCGUCCAAAUGUUAGUGCGUCGUGGCUAUGACUCUGAUCCCUCAAAGGCUUGGAAAGAAGCUCAAAACAAAAACAGGGAUAAAGAUGACAGUGAUGAUGAAGAAGACAAAGAAGACACAUCUGGCCCAGACUUUAACUACAUCUUGAGCCUUCCACUUUGGUGCUUGACUAAAGAAAAAAAAGAAGAAUACAUUCGUCAACGGGACUCUAAGGCUGAUGAACUUGACAAACUCAGACGAAAGAGAUCUGAAGAUCUUUAUAGAGAUGAUUUGGAAGCUUUCCUUACUGAACUGGAUCGUAUUGAAGAACAAGAAAGAGAAGAUGAGAAAGCCGGAUUUAUUCAAACCCAGAAGACCCAAAAAGGCCGUGGGGUGAAACAAAAGAAAAUUAAUCUUGAAGAGACACUUCCUUCACCUAUGGGUCGCCGUAUCAUGCCAGUCAUUGAUCUUGCAACUAAAGUCAAGGCAGAAAAAGAAGCUUCCUCCAAAAGACGACAACAGAUAAAGAAAGAAAUGAAAGAAGAAAUAGGUGAUGAAAAUGGUGAAGAAGGCAAAAGCCUGAUUGAAAGACUUGGAGAGGCAAAACCCAAGAAACAACGUCAACCACGAGCACCUCGUCAAAACACUGGCUCCCCUAAAGGCAAGAAGGGCAAAGACUGGUGGAGAUUCUGUCUCAGCAUCAAGAGAAAGGAUACCAAGAAGGGCAGCAGGUUAGUUAAAAAAAUAUUUAUAUAUAUUUAUAUUCCUCUUUUUUUCUUUUUUUUUUUUUUUUCAUUUUUCUUCUCAUUUUCUUCCCCUGUCCCUCCUCCUUCCCUGUCUCUCUCCUCUCCUUCCCCUGUCUCUCUCCCUCUCCUUCCCCUGUCUCUCUCCCUCUCCUUCCCUGUCUCUCUCCCUCUCCUUCCCCUGUCUCUCUCCCUCUCCUUCCCCUGUCUCUCUCCUCUCCUUCCCCUGUCUCUCCCCUCUCCUUCCCCUGUCUCUCUCCCUCUCCUUCCCCUGUCUCUCUCCCUCUCCUUCCCCUGUCUCUCUCCUCUCCUUCCCCUGUCUCUCUCCCUCUCCUUCCCCCUGUCUCUCCCUCUCCUUCCCCUGUCUCUCUCCCUCUCCUUCCCCCUGUCUCUCCCUCUCCUUCCCCUGUCUCUCUCCCUCUCCUUCCCCUGUCUCUCUCCCUCUCCUUCCCCUGUCUCUCUCCCUCUCCUCCCCCUGUCUCUCUCCCUCUCCUUCCCUGUCUCUCUCCCUCUCCUUCCCUGUCUCUCUCCUCUCCUUCCCCUGUCUCUCUCCCUCUCCUUCCCCUGUCUCUCUCCUCUCCUUCCCCUGUCUCUCUCCCUCUCCUUCCCCUGUCUCUCUCCUCUCCUUCCCCUGUCUCUCUCCCUCUCCUUCCCCUGUCUCUCUCCCUCUCCUUCCCCUGUCUCUCUCCCUCUCCUUCCCCUGUCUCUCUCCCUCUCCUUCCCCCUGUCUCUCUCCCUCUCCUUCCCCUGUCUCUCUCCCUCUCCUUCCCCUGUCUCUCUCCCUCUCCUUCCCCUGUCUCUCUCCUCUCCUUCCCCUGUCUCUCUCCCUCUCCUUCCCCUGUCUCUCUCCCUCUCCUUCCCCUGUCUCUCUCCCUCUCCUUCCCCUGUCUCUCUCCCUCUCCUUCCCCUGUCUCUCUCCCUCUCCUUCCCCUGUCUCUCUCCCUCUCCUUCCCCCUGUCUCUCUCCCUCUCCUUCCCCUAUGAAAAGAUUGCUACUUAAUUCUCAUUUAAUAUCUGUUGGUUUCUUGUUGAUUGUAGAUCCUACCAGAUUGAUUCGAAAGGCUCAAGCUGUGAAAUACAACUUUGGCGAUGAUGAGGAUGAAGAGGAGUAUUUGCCUGAAAUUCCUCAAGAACGAUCUUCCUCUCCAAUCAAUGACAAUGAUGACCAACACUCUGAUGUAAAUAAUGAAAAUGAAGAGGAGGAAGAGGAGGAUUCUUUCCCAGCAGUUAAUAAUAAAGAGAAAAAGCGUUCAUCUCCAACCCGAGCCGCUAGUCCCGUAACUUACGAUGAUUCUUCAGAUGAAGAAAAAAAUGACCUUUUUAACCGUAUCAAUGAGCAAAACAAGAAAGCAAGAGACGAUGCUGUAUUUGGAGUGUCAAAUGUAAAAUCUUCCGCAAAGACCACACUUCCAAAGGAACCAGCAAAAAGUACAUUAACUUUUGAUGUGUCCAGUGAUGAGGAUAAGGAACCUCCAUUCAUUUCAGAUGAACCACCAAAGAAACAACCCAAAAAGAGGGCUCCUAAAAAAGAAAAAACAGAGAAAACUGAAAAACCACCAAAGAAGAGAAAAGCAAAGAAGAAAGAAACCAGCGAUUCUGAUGAAGGAUUUGAACCGAAAAAGUCAAAAGUAACCAAAUCGAAAAAGGUGGCUGCUGACUCUGACGACGAAGAUGAUUUUGUUGAUGGUAAAACAGACAAGCUGAACAAUUUGCAAGCUCGCACUACAACUGGCCGCUCCCGAGCACCUGUCAAAUAUUUUGAAGAGGAAUCAGACGAAGAUUUUGACUAUUAA
Molecule: messenger RNA, 5940 nt
Organism: Acanthosepion pharaonis
Lineage: Eukaryota; Metazoa; Mollusca; Cephalopoda; Sepiida; Sepiidae
Source: the annotation of a GenBank genome assembly